GCGCGUCGCGGCGAGUCAGUUGUGCACCGUCGGUCGCGCGUUACACAUCGGACGGAGUAGACACCGUGAACGGUCUCUCGCACGUAACAGUCGGCCAAAUCCAGUUUAGCGCGCGCGCACCACUCCGACGACACGUUCGCUACUUUCUACAAUCGCUCUCGCGGUCUCCACGCGCGCCGAAGGACGCUCUCGUCGGUAUUCGUACGUAGCAUCGCCAGUUCGGAAUUCACACCAGUUCGGUUCGAGCGACAACUUCUUGGUGACUAAGUCUCCGAUCUACCUGCGUGCCGAGUCUAUCCAGACACAGUCCGAGAGAGAGAGAGAGAGAGAAGAUCCAGCCAGAGCGCGUUAGAACAUGAAAACACCUAUGGAGAAUCAGCUGUCUUGGCUUGCGCUGUUCAUGACCGCCUUGUAUUCCCUGCUCGCUAGCUGCCGAGGUGAAGACUGCGGACACGAGGAGCUGGUGAGGUGCGCCAGGCCCCUCGAGAGAAUCAACAGCAACGGCCUGAGUUUUGUCACGAAAAAGGAGGAAUUCAACAAAGUAUGCCCAGAUCUCGAGGCUGGUAUGAAGUGCAUCACAAAAUACACGAUCGAUUGCAUGAACGACGAGCAGAGGAAACAUUUCAACUCGAUCUAUAUCGGCACCAACAUGGUCAUCAUGGAGCUCUGCCAAGACGGAUCGUACCAAGACGAAUUCCUGAAGCACGCACCGUGUAUGGAGGAAGUCAAGGCCGAAUACGAAAUAUGCUACAAGAACUACCAGAACACCACGCAAGAGAUCGAGAAAACCAACUUUAUCGCCAGCCGUGGAUCCUCCCUCAAGUCCCUAUGCUGCGCCUUCAAGGAAUACUUGGAUUGCUCUCAUCAUACGGUACGCCGUCGGUGUGGCGAUGAUUCAGCACAAUUCACGAAGAAAUUCCUCGACAGGAUGUCAGGCUCGCUAAUGAAGAUGCACUGCGCGACCUAUACGCACGAGGAGUGCUCCAUGCACGGCGCUAGUUCAAUGCCGUAUCUCCCCGCCAUUAUGCCAAUGACGCUUAUUCUCCUUAUGAGAUACUUCACGUAAUUGGCCGCGUCGGGAUCAUUUUUUUACCUUCGAAAGAUAGAGAAAGGGAGAACGAGAGAGAGGGUGCGAAAGGGAGAGAGAGAACAAGGGAUUCGAGGAGAGAAGAAUAACGAGGAGGCGGGUGAGGAAGAGGAGGAAGGAUAGACGAGAUGGGGAGCAGUCCUAAGACACGGACCGACGCCGAAGGAGGGAGGCCAUGCGGCUUUUAUCAUUCUUCGCUUCAGAGAGAAUAUAUUCCUUAUUUUCGAAGUGCUCGAAGAGAGGCCGCUGGAAAAGGAAAGAGAGAGAGAGAGAGAGGGAUACCGAAGGAGAACAAAGAAAGCAUUAGGUACGGAAGGAGAAGGAAGAUCUGAGGGCGGCGACGGACUGGAAGACGGAGCGAGGAGGACGGCGUCCCUUUCUUCAAAGGGACGAUAUUUUUCAUUUACGAGAUGGCGCGAGAGAUCACGUUAAUCGAUCGCGAACGGUAAGCAAGCAACAGCCAGGAGAGAUCAGUAUUAAGAACCGACGGGAGGGAAAAUAGGACACUUCAGAAAUACGUAAAAAGAGAAAGAGACAGAGAGAGAGGAAGGAGGGGGAGAAAGGAAGAGAAAGAGCAUCGAAGGCGCGGAAAAGGAUCGAGGACCAUUAGUAACGUUUCUCUUAUGCACGUCGCGAAGAUCUCGCGAACGGUGCA
This is a messenger RNA of Dinoponera quadriceps, 1742 nucleotides long. RefSeq lists its product as uncharacterized. The coding region runs from base 356 to 1066 and encodes 236 amino acids. NCBI's taxonomy places the organism in Eukaryota, Metazoa, Arthropoda, Insecta, Hymenoptera, Formicidae. The record is from RefSeq and is a predicted model, not a curated record. The transcript has 6 exons.